Daldinia caldariorum is the source of this 1469-nucleotide messenger RNA. Its product is annotated as NPCC-domain-containing protein. The transcript is spliced from 2 exons. Bases 331 to 1185 code for a protein of 284 amino acids. The record is from RefSeq and is a predicted model, not a curated record. Gene Ontology annotation, biological process: protein import into nucleus; spindle pole body duplication. Gene Ontology annotation, cellular component: nuclear outer membrane; nuclear pore transmembrane ring. NCBI's taxonomy places the organism in Eukaryota, Fungi, Ascomycota, Sordariomycetes, Xylariales, Hypoxylaceae.
AAGAAAACAAAGCAGAAUCAUUCCAUCAGACGAAAGCUCGACGACGAAGGCCUGCUCUCGCAGCGCCACUAAAAUUAUACAUACUAACCUUAGGCACUGAUUAACAAGCUCUAACAUAAUAGGUAACAGCAGCAAAUAAAUGUCAUUCAAUUGACUCAGCUAUCGGUUCAGUUAAUUCUUUCUCUCCUUUCUUUUCUUCUUAGUAGGACUCAACAUUCUCGUAUCGGUGUUGUUUCAAAACGGCGACCUACACGCGCAUUCUCGAUAGAACGUCCACUGAAUCGUUUCUGUGUCCUCGACUUCGAGGCACCAGACUAUUCGUUAGCGAUUAUGUCUCUGUCGAUGGCAAAGACGAUAGUCACCCCUAAGAAAUCAACACCUGCUACGCCACCGCCCACAGACAGUCCAGGCACAUGGCGACAUCCGCGCCUAGAGGAAAUUACCCAGCGACAGGAAGCCACUACCUUCUCAGACAAGAACAUCAAGCGCAUUGCUGUGAAUAUCAUCGUCCUCAUAACGUUGAUCAUCCUGCAUUCUCUGGCGGCGCGAGCGUUACCAUCUAAGAAAUCCUUUCCUUACGCUGUCUGGAGUUACGCGCGAUACGCAUACUGGGCAGUUCUUGCCAUACCCCUCUUCAAUAUCGGCACGAAUCUCCUGCCUCUAAUCAGACCCAAAGAUGAUCUAUCUGACAUCCCCUUAACCCCUGGCCAACGACAACUGCUGGGUCUGCCACCGAGUUCCGCACCUCCUACGCCAGGCUCUGCGUAUAGCACGCCGCCCCGCUACUCCCGAACUCCCUCUAUCUCCGGGUCUACUGGCAGUAAGCGUAGCUUCUCCAGCCCCACUCGCAGCCCUGCCUCCAACUACGGUAGCCUCAGCGGAGGAAACGGGAAUGUCAAUCUUGCCGGAUUAGGGUCUCCUCAGAGUCCGCUGCUCCAGAAGGCCAUGAACGGUGCGCGCCGCUCGUCGAUAAGCUCGCUAGGAUCGUCUGGAAUGUUGGGUGCCAGCACGGGAUUCUCUUCCAGCGCGGGAUUCUCUUCUUCUUUCUAUGGCGGAGUACCCGAUAGCCCCAGCCCCAGCCCCGUGGCAGGAAAGAGAAACACUGUCGGGUUGAGCAGCAAGUGGAUGUACGAGAGGGCACAAACCCGCAAGAAUACAACAAGCAAUGCAUGGUUAUAUAACUAGGCUAAGGGAUAAGCAAUGUAAGAUUCAAUGCAAGAUGCCAACCUUUGCUACGCCUACGGACCCUGUGCGCGCGAAAUCAAGUAUAAAUUACAAGAUAGACGCGAUUAAUGCUACCCGAAUCGUGUAAUUAGCAAGUUAGGUUUUUAUAGGAGCCACUAAGGUUUGUCACGGUGGAAUAAGCCUCAACACGUAUGUCCGUUGACAGGUGGUUAUCAUAACUUAAGUACCUUAAGAAGUUUAGUAGGUAAUCAUGGCCUUUCUAAUAAAAAUAUCUAAUAAAAAUA